This is a messenger RNA of Cololabis saira (Pacific saury), 5387 nucleotides long. It is a transcript of the gene sgsm1a, whose product is annotated as small G protein signaling modulator 1a. Bases 22 to 3816 code for a protein of 1264 amino acids. The record is from RefSeq and is a predicted model, not a curated record. NCBI's taxonomy places the organism in Eukaryota, Metazoa, Chordata, Actinopteri, Beloniformes, Belonidae. The transcript has 26 exons. Gene Ontology annotation, molecular function: GTPase activator activity. Gene Ontology annotation, biological process: activation of GTPase activity.
GGCUGUUGGGAGACAGGAACCAUGGCAACAGUAAUGGCAGAGGCAGAAACCCGUCAGAAGCUGCUGCGCACCGUCAAGAAGGAGGUGAAGCAGAUUAUGGAGGAAGCCGUCACCAGGAAAUUUGUUCACGAAGACAGCAGCCACAUCGUGUCCUUUUGUGUUGCAGUGGAGGCAUGUGUGCUACAUGGGCUGAAACGGCGAGCUGCUGGUUUUCUGCGUAGCAACAAGAUAGCGGCACUUUUCAUGAAGGUGGGAAAGAGCUUCCCCCCUGCUGAGGAGCUGUGCAGGAAAGCCCAGGAGCUGGAGCAGAUCCUCGAGACAAAGCGAAGUCAGAGCUUGCAAAGUCAGGACAGUAUUCGCAAGAUGCCUAGGUUGCCAAGCCUCAACCCACAGGGAGUGAAAAACCUGUGGAUCCGGACUGCUCUAUUUGAGAAAGUGCUGGACAAGAUUGUCCUGUACCUGGUAGAGAGCAGCAGUAAAUAUUAUGAAAAAGAGGCUAUUCUAAUGGACCCUGUAGAUGGACCUAUCCUUGCGUCAUUGUUGGUUGGCCCUUGUGCUUUGGAGUACACAAAGAUGAAAACAGCAGAUCACUUCUGGACAGACCCAUCUGCGGAUGAGUUGGUCCAAAGACAUCGCAUCCACGGUGGCCACUGCAGGCAGGAUUCGCCCACCAAGAGGCCCGCACUGUGUAUCCAGAAGCGACACUCCAGCAGCAGCAUGGAUGAGCGCCCUUCCCCCUCACCAUCAGCUCGUGAAUAUGUGGAGUCACUGCAUCAAAACAACCGGGCCACUCUGCUGUUUGGCAAGAACAAUGUGCUUGUGCAACCGAGGGAUGACAUGGAGGCUAUCCCAGGUUACCUGUCUCUGCACCAGACUGCAGACAUCAUGACACUAAAGUGGACACCCAAUCAACUCAUGAACGGCUCUGUUGGAGACUUGGACUAUGAACGCAGUGUAUACUGGGACUAUGCCAUGACUAUCUCUUUAGAAGACAUAGUUUAUUUGCACUGUCAUCAACAAGUGGACAGUGGGGGGACGGUGGUGCUGGUUAGUCAGGAUGGGAUCCAGAGGCCUCCACUUCGCUUCCCCAGAGGAGGCCAUUUGCUUCAGUUCCUCUCCUGCCUGGAGAACGGCCUGCUCCCUCACGGCCAGCUGGAGCCUCCACUCUGGUCCCAGAGGGGAAAGGGAAAGGUCUUUCCUAAACUGAGGAAGAGGCUUCCUCCGGGAUCUGGAUCGUCAGACUCAGUCUCAGACAAGGAGGAGGACGAGGCCAUGGACUAUGUCUUCCGUAUCAUCUUUCCAAACAGUCAGUCAGAGUUUGUGACUGUAUCUCACCCUCUCCGUCUGACUUCUCUCUCCCUUCAACUGAGUGAACAUCCCCCCUCCAAAACAGGGACCCUGGUGGUACCCAAGAGGUCCUUGAGCUGUCACGAAGAAUCCUGCUCACUCACAGGAAGCAGCUCGACUCCUCCAGACCUGAUGGAUCAGGGAGGUACAAUAUGGCACCCCACGCUCAGAAAGUUGUCGUGUUCUUCCUGCUCUCAAGGGAGCUUCUCUGAUGGGGUGACGCACAAGGGUUGCAAGCAUGAGAGGACUCCUCUGAAGCUGCUAUGUGACAAUAUGAAGUAUCAGAUCAUCUCCAGGGCCUUUUAUGGCUGGCUGGCGUACUGCCGUCACCUGUCCACUGUUCGUACACACCUCUCUGCACUUGUCAAUCCCACAAUCGUGGCAUCUGACGGGCCCUGCAACGCCUACCGAGGACUCACCACAGACGUGUGGCAGACAUUCCUCAAGAACAGCACAGCCUAUGAGGAGCAGGAACUCCACCGUCUGGUCUAUUUUGGUGGUGUGGACUCCUCGCUGCGUAAAGAGGUGUGGCCUUUCCUGUUGGGUCAUUACCAGUUUGGCAUGUCAGAGACCGAGAGGAAGGAGGUGGACGAGCAAGUUCGGGUGUGCUACCAUAAGACACUGAGCGAGUGGCAGGGAUGCGAGGAGAUAGUCCGCCAGCGAGAGAAGGAGCAACAUGCUGCAGCGCUGGCAAAGUGCUCCUCUGGGGCGAGCAUAGACAGUCCGGGUCAGAGGAUGGUCCAUCACGAUUCCACUGUGAGCAAUGAGUCCCAGUCAUCCCAGAGCUCAGACAGGCAGAGUCUGGCUCGCCUGCAGAGUGAUUCUAGCAGCAGCACACAGGUGUUUGAGUCUGUAGAGGAGGUGGACCAGAUUGAGAUGGAGACCAAAAUGGAGGAGGCUAAACAGGCACCAAAGAUGCCAAAUGGAGCUCUCCAGAAUGAGACAAGCUCUCCCGACUCUGGGCAUCCUUCCUCUCGAAACUUUUCUAUCACCUCUGGCCUGUCAGACGGCUCCUUUAGCACGGAGGACAGCUCUGCACCUGAUGCCAACCACAGAUCUGCAGCGGCGCUUCAGGUGUCACAGAGCUCUGUCAAAGCAGCAGCAGGGGGAGACACCGAAGUUCUGCCACAGUGGCUGCACAGCCAGGUGACAGGUGAAGAGAAGGACAAAGGGAAGGAAGUGGAGAAAGCACCUUACGUGACAAAAAUUGCAGAAAAUGCUAAGACUGAGGUGGCAGAUGAAGACACCAACAAAAAACUGUCCGUUUUUGUGCCUGAAACACAAGAAUCAGUUGCUGCACAACAUUUUCCAAAACAAGCGGGUAUGAAUACUGAGGAAGCUCCCAAGCUUGAAGAAAAAAAUGUGAAAAAGAUUAAAGAAACUGAGAAAUCAAAGGUUUCACUGACACAAGAGGAAGAUAAAAUACUCAAAGGCACUGCAGCCCCUGAAGUUGAAAACGAUCUCCCUCUGUCUGCAGCCUUCUGUGCCUCUCAGAGAGAUGAGGCUCACGCCAUGACUGAGUCUGAUGAGUCUCCUUCAGCUAUAGAGAUGGAGGAGAUCCCCAAGGCCAAAGUUUCAAUGGUGCCUUGGAGCAGGAAGGGACAUUGUGAAACCUCGUCCUCCUCUGAGGACUCAGCUUCUCAUGUUGAACAGAGGCAGCUGGAGGCAAAGCUCAGUCCAGAUGCAACAGUAUCCACCCUGUUGGAGCCAGCGAUGGAGAGCCUUUGCCCUCCUUUUGACUCUCUGGCCACAUCUGAUGGAGUGACCUCGCAAGAAUUAUCUGGGAGUCCCUUCUCUCAAGAACUUUUGGACCUAUAUACUCUUAAUUUGCACCGCAUUGAAAAGGAUGUCCAGCGCUGUGACAGGAACUACUGGUACUUUACUCCCGCCAACCUGGAGAAGCUCCAUAACAUCAUGUGCAGUUAUAUAUGGAAACACCUUGACAUCGGAUACGUUCAGGGAAUGUGCGACCUUCUGGCUCCACUUCUAGUCAUUUUAGAUGAUGAGGCCAUGGCUUUCAGCUGUUUCACUGAGCUCAUGAAGAGAAUGAAUCAAAACUUUCCACACGGAGGAGCUAUGGACACUCAUUUUGCAAACAUGCGCUCUCUAAUCCAGAUCUUGGACUCCGAGCUGUUUGAAUUAAUGCACCAGAACGGCGACUACACCCACUUCUACUUCUGCUAUCGCUGGUUCCUUCUAGACUUUAAACGAGAGCUGGUGUAUGAUGACGUGUUUGCAGUCUGGGAAACCAUCUGGGCGGCAAAGUGUGUCUCCUCAGGUCACUUUGUCCUCUUCAUUGCACUGGCGUUGGUGGAGAUGUACAGGGACAUCAUCCUGGAGAACAACAUGGACUUUACCGACAUCAUUAAGUUCUUCAAUGAAAUGGCAGAGCACCACAACAUGAAGCAGAUUUUGACCCUCGCCAGAGAUUUGGUGAGCAAGGUGCAGAUGCUGAUAGAGAACAAGUGAUUGUGCUGUUUGUCUUCGUUUCCUUCCAAGUAAAGUGGUCAGCUGUAGCAGUGCAGAAGCAAAACAGACAUGAACACACACUCUCACACAAAUGCUCACCAACACUCCACAAAGAUGUUAUAACAAAAAGUUUGCUGCUAUGAGCCUUAUUGACAGUAUCUUAUGUGUUAUUUGUUCUUUCAGCAGGUAUAUGAGAAUAUUAUGCUUAAUAUAUGUUGUAUGUGCAGAUGAAAACAGAUGUAACUGAGAAAAUCACUAAUUUCUACAUAUUUUGUCAAAAAAUCCCUCAAGUGUCAAUAUUAAUCCUAGUGCACUUAAUAUCAAAUAUCUUAAUAUCCACUUGCACAUUUCAAAUCAAAGACAAAGCUGAAUUCAACCAGAGAAUAUAUUUAUAAGAGUUUAUAAUAGUUAUUUUAAUAGUUAUCAGAGAUAUGUAUCAGCAAGUUAUUCUCUUAUUCUCAUCCCUUAAUGAAAGAAAGAAUGUCUUUAAUAUUCUUCAUGUACAACUAAAUCAAAUAGAUUUUCACUGACUGAUUCAGAAGGCUGGUGGCCUGAAAUGUAACCCAAACUCUGGUUCUGUUUAGCACUAAAGGUUCUGAAUUAUUUAGCUUUCAGUCCAAUUUCAUUGAUUUAACAUCCAACUGUGUUUUCAAUGUCCUUGAGCUGCCUUGUCUGCCAGAUAGCCUACUACUUGUGUACUAUGUAUGAACUGUUGUGUGUCCUCAGAAAAAAAACAACACUAAAAGUAUGAUGAAUUUAUGUUUAGUCUUGUAAAAUCAUAAUCAUUGAUGGAUUUAUGGGCAGAGAUUUAUAUAUAAAAGGACCUAAUUUAAUCAUCCUUGUGAGUUAUUUUCAAUUAUCCAGUGAACCUCUGCAUAUUUUGUAAAUUGUGUGGUUUUCUCCCCUUGAUUUUUGUAUUUUAUUGUAUUGUCUGGUGCCUACUUAUUAAAUCCGAGUUUAAUUUCAGUUUUCAUAUGACUAUUAAGCAGCGAUAUCAGAAGCAGUGGUAACUUUUAGUUACCCAAUUGAACAAGGUUGUUGUUCCAGAUUCUUGGGUUUAACAGUGGUUGAAACCAAGAGAUGGCUAUACGAAAGAUGUUGUAAAACAAAUGUUCAACUUGAGCUGCAAACGAUCUCAUGUCAUGAGGUGAAGUGUUUUAAAGUGUUUGAAAUUUGGAGCGUGGCUUUAAACCUCAAUUUACCAAAUCUCUUGCCAGUCAUUCAUAGCCAAAAACUUUAGUAGUGUUGACAUUGUUUCUUUGUGAAUGCUAACAACUUUCAGAAAACAUGUUUUAAUUUAUUGUAACAUUUAUUUAUUUAAUUAUUUAUUGAUACAUUUUCUCACUCAGAUGCUGCUCUCUUUGUAAAGCUGUAAGGCUUAAUUUUGUGGCCUGUUCUAAAUGUGUAUUGUAAAACUAACAAAUUCUCUACCAGUGGUUGAUAUAUACAUAUAUAUAUUAAAUGGUAUUUGUCCUUAUAAGAAAAAUAAAAAUGGAAUCAUUAUUUUUCCAAAAUAUAUUGUCAUGCAUUUUACUACAUUCAAUCCAACUGAUGCUAAAGAGAAACACAUA